AUGGACGCCGCAGACCUAUUCCGGCAAGCCGAGACCUCUGUCAACAGGGCCCGAGAAGCGAAAGCCCUACGUGCCCGAGAGAGCAGCCAUGAAAGCGACAUCGAGCCGUCUCCCCGGAUCGCACAUACUUUGACAGCAUGUUGCCGAUGCCGUCAGAGGAAAACGAGAUGCGACCCCAACCUGCCGCGAUGCCUGCCUUGUGAGCGAGCUGGCGCAACAUGCGAAUAUUACGACACAAGCAAAGGGAAGAAGAUAUCUCGCACCUAUGUGAUCCGCCUUCAAGACAAAGUCCGGGCCUUGGAGAACGAGCUCAGCCAAUACACGGAAGACGAGGGAUCUCCACAGAACACCGAAGAUAUCGUACGGCCGGGCGGUCUUGUCCGCCUAGAUGAGGAUGACGAGACCCCGCGGUUUCUGGGACCCUCCAGUGGUAUCGCUAUGACAAGGCUUGUCAUGGAGGAGGCGAAAAAGUACACGGAUUCGAGGAGCAUCCGCGAGCUGGUGCCCGAGGUCCGGCAGAGGCGAGGUCCCUUGCCUUCUCCGGAAGCGGCUACGGGGCGAAAAAAAUCAUACCCUAUGAUUAGUGCUGUUCCAGCACCGACAUUACCCAGUCGUCUGGUAACGGACAAAUUGUUGGAAGUGUUCAAUCAAAAAGCUCAAUAUCUGAUGCCGACCUUGCACGAGCCAACCUUGCAAAAAGACGUGCAAGAAGUGUACGAUGGGAACUCCGACCCUUACAAAAACUUUGUCGUCCGGAUGGUACUGGCAAUAGCCAUGCAGAAGCUAGAUACACAGUACGCCGGUCUAGCAGACAGUUACUACCUAGCUGCUAUGGUUUACAUGGAAGCUGUGAUUCGUCCGAAGGAUAUCAAAACACUUCAAUGCUUGGUCCUGGUGGCUAUGUACUCUCUACUGACCCCUACUCGGACCGCCAUUUAUUAUGUUGUGGGCUUAGCAACUAAGCUUUGCCAGCAGCUAGGGUUAGCGGAAGAAAAGACAAUAACCCAAGGGGUGUCACUUGGUCUGGUCAACCCGCUUCAGCUUGAUAUGAGACGGCGUCUUUCCUGGAUCAUCUUGUCAAUGGAGUUUGGCCUUGCACAAAGUAUGGGGCGCCCAAGCUCCUUUGCGACCGGCCAAGAUCAUGUAGACGUCGAAUUCUUCGAGCCCAUAGAUGACGAAUACAUUACUGCCGAUGGGAUACUUCCGGGGCCGGUAUCUGAAAAGAAGACUGUUGCUAUACAUUUCCUCCGGAUGAGACUUCUCCAAGCUGAAAUCCGUCGGGUACUUUAUCAGAGGAAGCGAUCAGAGCCGAAGAGCGAAGACCAUCCUUGGUACGCACAGAUGGAGCAGAAGCUGAAGGACUGGGUUGAGGCAUGUCCUACAAACCCUCCGUGGAGUAAAGACUGGUUCAUAGGUAGACACAGAACUAUGAUAAUGACCCUUUUACGCCCUUCGCCUCAAGUCCCUAAACCCAUGACUCGUUCCGCCAAGAUGUGCUACGACGCGGCUUCUAACAACAUCCGAGAUCUGAGCAAGCAGAUGGAGACGUGUGUGGUUGACAUUACGUGGAUAUUUGUUUUAAACCUCUUCCAGGCAGUGAAUACGAUGCUAUGGUCAAUAUCAUAUCCCGAAGUCCGCGCGUUGCAUCCCAAAGACGAGCUGGAGGAAAACAUUGAUAUUGCACUAGGCAUUAUUGUCAAGUGCAGGGAACGUUGGCCAGGAACAGGAGCAGCCUCACAGCUCUACUCCAAGUUGGCUAAGGCUUGUCUGAAAAGCUACGAUACAAUGGAUCAUCUCCAAGUAUCUUCAUCGCAAUCAGUAACCUCGCCAGCAUCUCUUACAGACGCCAACUCCCCGUCGGCCUCAGAACAGUCCAGUGCGACCCCCAAUUCGAUCGCAUUUUCUCAAAAGACGUUUUCCCCGACGACUCCACAAUUUAGCUACGUUUUCGGCCAAAUGCCGGAACCAGUCAACACUUUCCCUCCUCCACCACCAACUUUCCGAUCCGGCUCUAUAUUCGGAACUCCUCCCAACAUUCAGACGGACCGUCGCUUCAGUUAUUUCCCUCCUGAGUUCACGCACCCUCAUGGUCUACCCAAUGCUUGGAAUCAAGUAGCCCCGAGCCAACAGGUUCAGAUGCCGGCGCCGCCACCACCACAGAUGGCACACCCAGUCAAUCCUGAUCCGGCGUACCUCAUGCAAUCUAGUUCCUUUGCUUUUGGGUCUCAUGCCGGGGAAGACCACGACUAUCGAAAUAUGAGAAAAGGCAGUCUCAACCCACAGCAAUACGUCGAGUUAAUGGAGACUCUCGAAACAGAUGGACUGACUGAGAUGGAUAAUUUUAUGAAAGUGAUCACUUUCGCAGGAUUAGUACUAGCACUGCCCGGAAUGCCAUUUCCAUACGCCUGCGAAGAGAACCAAGCUUUAUCCGAGUUAGAUAUCGGAGCAGGUUUCGCCGCUCCGAGAUUUGCAGGAAGCUCUAGAAUAGCAGCUACCGGAUCAAUGGCGAAAAAGAAGAACAAGAGCGCCACUGUCGGUGAUGCUGAUGAAGAUAUCAUGCCCGCUCCCCCUACAUCAUCUGGAUCUUCUUCCGCAUCGAAUUCCAAGCCAAAGGCGAAGACACCGUUGCAGAAUGGCUUGAUUAUUUGUCGCAAUAAGCAUUGGCGCUACAUCUCUUCUUUCCACGGCCCAUGGCUGCAAUUGCCCCCAGAGAUCCUCGAGAGUCUCGCGAACAAUAACUACAACCUGCCGCGUCCUCGUCCUAUAGACCCCGCCGUGUUCUUCGACCUCCUUAAAAUCCGACAGCUUGUCGACGAUGCCACGAACCUUGCGGUACGAGCUGCAAGUGGAGUCACAUCCUCGUCCCUUACAAACUCUUUGAAUGCUGGCAAUGGGCUCUUGGGGAACGGCGGGGCUGCAUUGGGACUCGGACUCGGCGGAGGAGGGGGAAAUGCCAAACUGAGUAGGGAGCGGAAGCACCGAAUGCGAGAGCAGGCGACGCAGAAGCUGUCCAAGGCGUACCAUUUGGAUGAGAUAGCAUGCAGUGUCGCCACCAUGCAAUCUGCGUCUACGCUCGAGGAUGUGGCGCAUCUAGUCCUGCAGAGAAACCCGCUGGAUGCCGAUGCGAAAUAUGUCCACUUCUUCCAUGAAAAGAUCCCCUCGCGCCAGCUGGCUGAAUGUACCAGUCUUGAGCCGCUAGACGAAGUCAUUGCAGAGAGACCCAGUGAGCCCGAGAUCUUGAGAACCCGAGCCGUCACAAAGAUAUUCAAGGAGGAUUAUGUAGGUGCGGCACAGGAUCUUACAUUGGCGUUGCAGGUGUGCAGAUACCACCAGAACCAGCACAAGGCUGGACGACAACAGCUGCAGCUGGCAAGCGAGGCGGCUGCUGAGGCCCAGCGCAAUAGCAAUAGCCGGUGGAGAGAGGAGAUUAAGUUGGAUGAGGCUGAUCACCCCAGCAGUUUGGAGACUCAACUCUUAUUUCACCGUGCGGGCGUAUAUCUGACUAUCGCUUGCCAACAUGUCAACGAUGCUCUCCCACCCAGACCAAUGAGAAACGGCGCCAAUGGAGCAAAAGCCCAGCCAGUCAACGACGAUGCCAGCGCCGCGAAAGAGCCUCCCGAGAUGACCCCCGCUGAGAAAGAGGCACACCGAAAGCGGCUUGACGCCAGAAAGAUUGUCAAGACCAAUGCCAAGAGAGCACUGAGAGACUAUGUUUCGUAUCUUUCGCAUUUCGACUACACCCCAGGACUUCCGGCGGAGGUUACUGAGGAAUUCAUUCGCAAGGUAAAUCAAGAUACCAACGGCUAUAAGAUGCCCAAAUCUCAAGGUCAUAGUAGGCUUGAUCUGGAGAGCAAUGCCUCGUUGAGCAAUGGCCAAUUAUCAGACGCUCUUGUUCCGCAUAAUGGCUCGCAGAACCGUAAUCGACAUCACCCCAGUCCAAACCGAUCCGAAUACCCUACCCUUCCUCCGCUGGUGGUUCACCAGAUGUCGGCCCUGUUCUCAGCAACACCGCCGGCUGAUCUCCCACCAUAUCCCGAGACUGCCCCUGCGCUAACCGCCAAGCAACAGUUGCAAGCAACUCAGAAUGAAGCUGCUAAAGCCAUCCUUGCGCAGACUGACUGCCACGAAGCCUUGACCUACCACCCACUCCUCACGGAUGCCCUCCACUCUCUGCUCCUUUGCCACUGUCUGGUGCAAACAUCGGCUCGUGAGCUCCAACGCCACGCUCACAUGGUCGCCAGACUUGCUCGAGUUUGCGACGGCUACCCAAUCUUCCAGGCAGCUCGCUCCCCUAGUCGCGCAGACUGGAUCGAAGUCGUCCGCCGCGGGGACAACUGGGUCGGCCUCCAGCAUUCCUGGGAAUCUCUCUGCGCCCCGGCUCCUCUCCCUGGCCAGGUCCCUCAAAAUCAGCAGAAAGAGACAGCAGCCGAGAAGAAGGAGCGUCUCAAGCAGCAGGCCAUCAUGGAGGCGCUAGAGGACGACCGGGUCCACGACGAAGCCAGCUUCCACGCCGCCGUCGCCGCCCGCCAGCGCCGCCAGGAGGAAGAAGCCCGCAAAGCGGAAGGCCGAGAGAUGCCUAAGCGAUGGGCGCAGGAGGAUGGCAAGGAGUACCCCAUCAGUACUGAUCGGGCUCAAGCCAUCGUCCGCUGGGUCCGAGAGGCUCCCGUGGGUGGCGAAGCCGGCGGUCCCCGCAAGAAGAAGAAGAACCCGAAGGCGGGCACGAAAGGCAAGGCGCCUGUCCAUGUCGAGGAGUCGAUGGCUGGCUUGAAGGUCGAGGAUGCGGACGAGUUUGAAGUCGAGGAGGUGGUCGAGUGA
Molecule: messenger RNA, 4815 nt
Organism: Drepanopeziza brunnea f. sp. 'multigermtubi' MB_m1
Lineage: Eukaryota; Fungi; Ascomycota; Leotiomycetes; Helotiales; Drepanopezizaceae
Biological process (GO): DNA-templated transcription; positive regulation of transcription by RNA polymerase II
Molecular function (GO): zinc ion binding; DNA-binding transcription factor activity, RNA polymerase II-specific; sequence-specific DNA binding
Source: RefSeq, a predicted model, not a curated record